AUGGACAUACGGGAAUCGAAUCCUGCUGCCUCAACCAUAGUGUCAGCUUGCAAACGGAUAUUUAGUAGGCAGGGAAUACCAUCGGUAGUCGUAGGGGAUUCGGGUACGCAAUUCAACAGUAGAGAGUUUCUAAAGUUCGCAAGAAAUUGGGGUAUGAAAGUAACUUUGUCGUCACCACAUCAUCAUCAAGGAAAUGGGAAAGCAGAGUCGGCAGUCAAAAUCGUCAAACGUAUCUUUCGGCGAGCAGAUAAAAGUGGACAAGAUCACAAGCCCGCACCUGAGCCUAGGUCUCCGAAGCGAGGCGAGUCAACGACACAAAUAAAGUCUCCGUCAACAUCCUCGCAAGUAGCAGCUCAAACAAAGUCUCCGUCAACAUCCUCGCAAGGAGCACAAUCUUCGUUAACAUCCUCGCAUGGAGCAUCGCAGAUUGGUAUGGCAUCCCAACUAGACCUUCCAAAAGGAACCGAAGACUUACCAAAAGAAACCGAUGGAGCCAAGACUCCAACAGCACCGGGCAGAUAUCCAAAAAGAGAUCGAAAACCACCAAAACGUUUAGAAGCCUAUUGCUGA
Molecule: messenger RNA, 570 nt
Organism: Rhagoletis pomonella (apple maggot)
Lineage: Eukaryota; Metazoa; Arthropoda; Insecta; Diptera; Tephritidae
Exons: 2
Coding region: 1-570 (189 amino acids)
Biological process (GO): DNA integration
Molecular function (GO): nucleic acid binding
Source: RefSeq, a predicted model, not a curated record